AUGGUCUUCGGUUCCCGUGCUCGAAGCCUUUGCGCUGUCACUGCAUUUUGCGUUGGUGUCAUUGCGAACCAUGCCAAUGCGUGGGUCGCGCCGAUCGUCACCAAGGGCAACAAGUUCUUCGACUCCGACAGCGGCCUCGAGUUUAGACAGAAAGGGAUGGCGUACUACCCACGACCCAACGGCGGAGAGUUGGCCGACGUCAGCAACUACGACUGGGCCGCCGACGAGCAUGAAUCGGUGUGGAAGCCCCACCUCGAAAUCAUGAAGGAUCUUGGCGUGAACACGAUUCGACUGUACUCGGUGGAUCCGAGCGUAUCACACGACAAGUUCAUGUGCGCUUGUUCAGAGGCGGGGAUCUAUGUGCUCAUCGGCAUCACUGCUCCAUGUGAGGACUGCUCCAUUUUGGAUUAUGAGCCGCCCAAAUGCUACCCUGAUCACUUGUUCACGCGAGGGCAAAUGGUCUACAACGCCUUCGCCGUUUACGACAACACCCUCGGAUUCAGCGUUGGCAACGAAAACAACCUGCAGGUCAAGAACGGAGCUGACGGAACGACAACAGCGCCGUGUGUGAAGGCAUUUCUUCGCGAUAUGCGAAGUUAUGCGGCGAGUUGCUCGGGUGCCGUGCGUCAAGUACCUAUCGGGCUUGAUAUUGCUGACAUUCCGCCUCGGUCGCAGUGGAUUUCGUACUACGACUGUCCUGUGGACGACGAUGAGAACACACGCGCGGAAUGGAUGGGGUUCAAUCCCUACGUUGAGUGCGAUCCAGCAACGCACACGGAGUAUUCGCAGUCAACUGGGCUCAAGAAGCUCAUGGCAGAGUACGCCGAGGUUGGGUACGCUCGUCCGUUGAUGUUUGGCGAGUUCGGCUGCAACAAGGGCGAGAACACGAUCGAAGGCUACGAAAAUCAACGCGCAUUCUACGAUGCAAAGUGGAUGAAUGAAGAGAAAGAGAUGACGGACGAAAUCGUGGGCGGCAACGUGUUCGAAUUCUCCACUGAAGUCGCCAAUCUGCUGGAUAGCUCAGCUUUGACCAAGACAGCCGACGCAGGGAAAUACGGUGUCGGCUACUUCCAGCCGGACGACUGUGACAACAACAAAACCGAGUGCGUCUUCACGCCGUACCCGGAGUACGACAACCUCAAGAAGGCGUACACCACCACGGCCAACUCGACUGUCAUGCACGAUAGCUACACGCCUGAACGCGACGCAAUUUUGAGUUGUCCGAAGAACAUGUCGAUCGAGUUGCCGCCAACCCCUGAAGUGACUGUUUUGGAGUGCUCGGUGGCGCAACCAGUGUGCAACGGCAAGAAGGCCAACUCGUAUAAGCACCAGUCGUCGCGUACGAAGGUCGGGGACAAGGUGACGCCUACAAACGACGAAAGCAGUGCGGCGUCCGCCCUGAACUCUACGGACAGCACUACGUCCUCUGCCGCUGCAAUGUUGAUGCCAACUUUCGUGCUAUUGGCAGCAACAAUUGCAACCACUGCUCUCUCGGGCUUCUAG
Molecule: messenger RNA, 1503 nt
Organism: Phytophthora sojae
Lineage: Eukaryota; Oomycota; Peronosporomycetes; Peronosporales; Peronosporaceae
Exons: 6
Coding region: 1-1503 (500 amino acids)
Biological process (GO): cell wall (1->3)-beta-D-glucan biosynthetic process
Cellular component (GO): cell wall
Molecular function (GO): 1,3-beta-glucanosyltransferase activity
Source: RefSeq, a predicted model, not a curated record